Messenger RNA from Setaria italica (foxtail millet), 2614 nucleotides. RefSeq lists its product as uncharacterized. Bases 227 to 2245 code for a protein of 672 amino acids. NCBI's taxonomy places the organism in Eukaryota, Viridiplantae, Streptophyta, Magnoliopsida, Poales, Poaceae. The transcript has 5 exons. The record is from RefSeq and is a predicted model, not a curated record.
AUCCCUGGAAACACAAGAAAAAGAGGCCGCAGAAAGGAGGAGGAGGAGACCAGAGACCAACCAAGGGUAGCACAGCACAGCAGGGAGGAGCACUAGCAGCUGACCUGCUGCUCCCCUCCCCCUUCCCCUCCCCCUUCCCCUCCCUCUCCCUCCCCCUUGCAGGCAGAAGCAGGAGGCAGCAGCUGCAGCUGCAGCUUCGCAGCACAUAGAUACCUAUUAUAUAUAUAUGGCGGCCGUCAUGGAUUUGGAUCUCAACUGCCCGCCGCCGCCGCCGGAGCCCGCCGCCCAGGACGACCUCAGGUGCUCAACUCUCCGCCAACAACUCUUCUUCCGCGAUCAGGUCAAGGACUUGCACAGCCUGUAUUGGUCUAGGAACAAUCUCAUGGAUGUGCCGCCCUUCCGGAACCACUCCUCCGAUGCUCUGCCGUAUGCUCACCAUCCUUCUCACAUGGUGGAUUUGGGUGCCACACACAAUCCAGGUGUUUUCCGCCAUUGUCAUGACCUAGGCAACCAAGCCCCCCGAUGCCGCGACGAGAUCACAUGGGAGAAUUUGGAUGUCAAGGGUUCCAUUCUAAGAAAACCUAACCCUUGUAGUGCGCAGGGGAGGUCCACUCACCACCGUCUCAUCGAUUUAGAGAAACCGGCAGCAUUGGAUGACGAUGUGGAGAUUGUUUCUUCCACAGCCUUCACCAGCUACGCUAACCACAAUGUUGGUCUUUUCAAUAAUUCACAAUCUCUCCCACUUGAAAGCUCUCCAUUGGUGCGCGAUCGAUUAUGCAGUGCUCCGUAUAUUACUUCUGGUUUAGCUGGUUCUAGUGAUUCUCCAGACAGUUCUCCACCUGUGAGAGCAAAGGAUGGUGUUUCUGGACGCAUGUGUAUCGACCUGAAUGUAGCCCAGGAAGAUGAUUCUAAUAUUUGCCCUGAACCCUCCAUAGCGUCGUGUUCUCUUGUGGCCAGUUCCGCUACAAGACACUCUGGAGAUUUUAGCAACAACUCAAGAAAAACAUUCCUCAAAGGAAGUGAAUCUAGCAUCGGAUCAUCAAAGGGAUCCUCCGUAACAGUUGUUACAACUAUCUCUCCUCCAUAUAGCUCAAUGGAAGUGAUGGCUGCAGGUGUAUUUCGUGAUACCACUCAGAGCCACAAGCCUCUCCUAGUGGAAGCUUCAAAAUGCAGUCCAAUUCCCAUAAGAAAUAUCCAUCAUCAACAUGCAGAACAUACGAUUUCUGGAUUGGAUUCUCAGGGUUGGAUGGAAAUACCGCGGACAGUAUCCUCAGUCUUAUCCAAUGGUGAAAAUAAUUCUUCUUUAGGUUUACCUAAGUUAGGAGGCAGCCAAGCAACCAAUUUAAUGGGACAACCGGCUAUUGCUGUGCAUAGGGAGCUCCAAGAGGAGAAUAUAACAGUAAUAUCCGAUGAUGCAGUGGAAGACUUUGACUUAAACGUAACGGUUGAGAUCAUUGAUUUUCCAUCAAAGGUAACAACUGCCUGUGCCAGAAGCAAACCUGUAAAUAAUGAUAGAAGUGAAGAGAACUCAUCCAACCAAUAUGCUACUCAGAAUGAGGUUAGACAAAAUGUUCCUUCUGUUGAAUGUGCAACUAUUAGAGACCAGCACAUGGUUGAGAGUAGGGCCGGUGAGGAUGUACAGUCUCCAAGAUGUGGGAUCACAACUGACAGGUGUGUCUUUAUCCCGGAAGGUCGUGACUAUGCUAGUCCAAGGUUGAGAUCAUCAAAUAUUGGAGUAUCGCUUCCGCCUGAAGCUGUCAGCAUUCAUGACGCGGAGGUGGGAGAGGAUGAGAAAAAUGCUGCUAUGGCAGCUGAUACACUUGUUUCCAUAUUCACGGCGAAUUCUGCAUGGAUGACAGACAGCCAUGGAAGCAACAGCCAAACAGAUGGUGGGGAUGGAAGACAUGAACCCGCACCUUCGAUGAAUUCCUUCGAAGAGAGCAUACUGGGCCUGGAGGAUAUGAUGAGAGACGAUGGGGAAUCAAUCGGAGUGAGACCACCUGAUAAGGAUGGUGUUUCCUGCGGGAUUAAGCUGAAGAGAGGGAGGGGGCUGAGAGAUUUCCAAAGGGAGAUCUUGCCCGGGCUUGUGUCUCUGGCAAGGCACGAGAUAUGUGACGACUUGCAUGCCAUAGGGUACGAGAUGAGAAAAACCCGGCCGAGAAGAAGCUUCGGUGAUGGGGGUACUCCUCCAACGCGAACAAGAUUGUCAAGGCGUUGUUCUACAGCAUGGAACCGCGAUGUGUAGCGCAAAGGAAGUGGAGUUUGAAGAGGGACAAGCACACCUAGCUAGCGUUGUGAAUAUUUGCUGCAUAUGUAGUAAGCAGAGGCGGCCGGAAAGCAGUUAAAGGUGGUGAAUCAGUAGGCAUUUGAUUGGAGAGAUUUGUUUUGACUAAUCUGCAAGCUUGAAGACAGUAGAUGUAUGAAUUAGGAGCUGCACUGCACGUUUGAAUUUGAAUGUGGUAGCUAGAGCUGGCCUCUUUCUUUCUUUUUUUUCCUGUCAUGUACUCCACUAGUGUAGAACAAAAUAAAAUAGAGGUGGUGGAUGUGCAUUCGAAUGCGAUGAAUGGCUUAUAUAGAAUAGAUAUAUAAUACAAAGCAGGUUGGGUUCCUGUCA